Molecule: messenger RNA, 893 nt
Organism: Dendrobium catenatum
Lineage: Eukaryota; Viridiplantae; Streptophyta; Magnoliopsida; Asparagales; Orchidaceae
Product: uridylate kinase
Exons: 3
Coding region: 3-551 (182 amino acids)
Biological process (GO): UDP biosynthetic process
Cellular component (GO): cytoplasm
Molecular function (GO): UMP kinase activity
Source: RefSeq, a predicted model, not a curated record
GCAUGCUUGCAACAGUCAUGAAUGCAAUAUUCUUGCAAGCAACAAUGGAGAGCAUUGGUAUUCCAACACGUGUCCAGACAGCAUUUCGUAUGUCAGAAGUUGCUGAGCCAUACAUAAGAAGAAGAGCUGUUAGGCAUUUAGAGAAAGGAAGAGUUGUUAUCUUUGCUGCUGGAACUGGCAAUCCUUUCUUCACAACAGAUACUGCUGCUGCUCUUCGUGGUGCUGAAAUUAAUGCAGAAGUUGUUCUGAAGGCAACAAAUGUGGAUGGAGUGUAUGAUGAAGACCCCAAGACACACCCAAAUGCUCGCCUUCUUGACAACCUAAGCUAUCAGGAUGUAACUACGAAGGAUCUCUCAGUGAUGGACAUGACUGCCAUCACACUAUGCCAAGAAAACAAUAUCCCAGUUGUCGUUUUCAACUUGAAUAAACCUGGAAACAUUGUCAAAGCUAUUGUCGGCGAGAAGGUUGGCACUUUCAUUGGCGGGCCUCACAGUGACCAAUAUCCAUCUGCAAAGAGAAAGGUUGAUGUUGAUGCGAUUGAUGAUUUUUGAAGGCGUAAAAUUUGGCAAAUUAUUCUGUGCGGACGCCGAACCCCGUCUAGAGAUCAAUCAGAAUGCGCAAUGCGACACGUCACCCCCGCUCAGUACCGCGGCUCGGUACUGCUGACAUGGCGCAUUCAGGUUGGUCUCCGGACGAUGUAAUGCAUUCGACAUUCACACAUAAUAAUUUCUCGUAAAAUUUCUUUAGCGAGUUUCAAAAGUUUACGUAGCUGGAAAGUACGGCAUCUACCAUUUCACCAAUAUCAGCAUAUAAUAGAUAUGAUUUGCUUCAACCUGCUGUAAAUCCAUAUUUUAGUCGUAUCUUCGGAAAAUUUUUUAUUGGUUCAAAGAGAA